AUGGUCCCUCCUCGCUCCGGAUCUGCCAUGGGCAUGCGUAGCCGUGGCCCAGUAGAACUUAACGUUAACCUCGCCAAAUCAUACGAGAUCCGCGGUCCUAAGUCACCCAUGCCCAAGUCUCCGCUGAAAGAUGUUACCCACGAAGAUCGCACCAGCCGCGGUUCUUACGAAGAUCGUCUCGACGGUGCUAUCCACGUUCUCCGCACAGAGGCCAACGCCCUCAUGGCCUUGACGCAAUUGUAUUCUGCGGAGCGUGUCUGCCGUGAUGGCUUCUAUCGCUCUGUCGAAGCCCUCACUCGCCACCGCGACCACCGCGGCAAGGUCGUCUUCAUCGGUGUUGGCAAGUCUGGCUGGAUUGCCAAGAAGCUCACCGCUACCUUCAGUAGCUUGGGUCUUCCCGCUGUCUUCCUUCACCCUACGGAGGCGCUGCACGGCGACCUUGGCAUCGUUGGAGAAUACGAUACCCUCAUCAUGAUCACCUUCUCCGGCAAGACUCCCGAACUCAUGCUCUUGCUCCCUCACCUCAACAAGAAGUGCCCUCUGAUUCUCCUUACUUCUCCCACCAGCAUGGAGACAUGCGAGAUCGCCAAACAGCGGCCAGACCUGAUCCUCCUGCCUGCUCCUAUUCCCGAGUCUGAGAAGGAGACAUUUGGGGUGUCUGCUCCCACAACUUCAACAACCAUGGCUAUCGCUGUUGGUGACGCUUUGGCAUACGUCGCAUCCAAGGAAAUGUACCCGUCCGUGUCGUCGGUCUUCGCCAAGAACCACCCCGGCGGCGCCAUUGGCCAGGCUUUUAAGACCAAAUAA
Molecule: messenger RNA, 807 nt
Organism: Colletotrichum spaethianum
Lineage: Eukaryota; Fungi; Ascomycota; Sordariomycetes; Glomerellales; Glomerellaceae
Product: putative polyamine oxidase 4
Exons: 1
Coding region: 1-807 (268 amino acids)
Biological process (GO): carbohydrate derivative metabolic process
Molecular function (GO): carbohydrate derivative binding
Source: RefSeq, a predicted model, not a curated record